Messenger RNA from Falco peregrinus (peregrine falcon), 3810 nucleotides. RefSeq names its product ataxin 3 (gene ATXN3). Bases 62 to 1153 code for a protein of 363 amino acids. Gene Ontology annotation, molecular function: cysteine-type deubiquitinase activity. The transcript has 11 exons. NCBI's taxonomy places the organism in Eukaryota, Metazoa, Chordata, Aves, Falconiformes, Falconidae. The record is from RefSeq and is a predicted model, not a curated record. Gene Ontology annotation, cellular component: nucleus. Gene Ontology annotation, biological process: protein deubiquitination.
GAGGGUUUGAUUGGUUGGGGAGGUCACGUGAGGCGGGGGUUGCUGGCCGUUGACAAUAAACAUGGAGUCGAUCUUCCAUGAGCGGCAAGAAGGCUCAUUGUGUGCCCAGCACUGUCUGAAUAAUUUGCUACAAGGGGAAUAUUUUAGCCCUGUUGAGUUAUCCUCUAUUGCACAGCAGUUGGAUGAGGAAGAAAGAAUGAGAAUGGCAGAGGGAGGAGUGUCUAGUGAAGAAUAUAGAACAUUUUUACAGCAGCCUUCUGUAAAUAUGGAUGACAGUGGAUUCUUCUCAAUUCAAGUUAUAAGCAAUGCCUUGAAAGUUUGGGGUUUAGAACUAAUCCUCUUCAACAGCCCAGAGUAUCAGAGGCUUGGGAUCGACCCUAUAAAUGAAAAAUCAUUUAUUUGUAAUUAUAAGGAACACUGGUUUACAGUUCGAAAGUUAGGAAAACAGUGGUUUAACUUGAACUCUCUCUUGAUGGGUCCAGAACUAAUAUCAGAUACAUAUCUUGCACUUUUCUUGGCUCAGUUACAACAGGAAGGUUAUUCCAUAUUUGUAGUAAAAGGUGACCUGCCAGACUGUGAGGCUGAUCAGCUGUUGCAGAUGAUUCGGGUACAGCAGAUGCAGCGACCAAAACUAAUUGGAGAAGAGACAGCCCAGCCAAGAGAUCAGAGGCUACCCAGAAGUGAUGUGGACCAAGCAAUAGAAGUUAACCAUCCCUUUGAUGGAACAGGCAUGUUAGAUGAAGAUGAGGAGAAUUUUCAGAGAGCCCUGGCUCUAAGCAGGCAGGAAAUUGAUAUGGAAGAUGAAGAAGCUGAUCUUCGCAGAGCCAUCCAACUCAGCAUGCAAGGUAGUCGUCGAAGUGAGUUCUCAGACUCUUUACCACAGAAUGUUCUUCAGUCACCUCACACCAGUCAGACUGACUCCCUUUCUUCAGAAGAAUUGCGAAGGAGACGGCAAGCAUAUUUUGAAAAGCAGCAACAACAGCUACAGCAGCAAGAUCAGGCCCUGACCUUAUAUGAUAAGCCAACUCUAAGCUCAAGCACUCCAGAAGCUGACCCAGGAGGUGAUAUGAGUGAAGAAGACAUGCUUCAAGCAGCUAUGAAUAUGUCUCUGGAGUCUGUUAGAAACCACUUGAAUAAAGAAGAGGAGAAAUGACAUAACUUUUGUUUUCCCUAUUAUUGUCAAAACACUAUGUCUCCAUUAUAAUAUUACUGUGUGGAUGUUGCACAAGCAGGGUUCAUUUCAGAGUUCUGGAAGCAGGAAUGAAAGGGAGGCUGGAGGUCAGAGUUAGAGGGCGUCUGCAAAUACAAAAAGAUUGCACUAAUUGAGAAAACUGUAGCACUCCUACUACAAAACAUCUGUUCACAAGAGUAGCUGUUAUUAAAAUUACUUAAACUAUUCACAUGAACAAAGUUAGACAUGUGUAGCAGCUGUAAUUUUUGUUUAAAAGCAAGUUUAAAUUGAAGAAUCCUAUUGAAAAUACAAAAGGUUCUGAAAACCAGCAUCAACCAAUUUCCUUCACUACUAAUGGGAAAACAGAAGUAGUAAGUUGUACUCAUAAAUGACUAAGUUCUUUAUAAGAUAUCUCUUAAAAUGGGAAAAAUAAUAAAUUUCUGUUUAUCUUAGGUAAUUUAUUCUGUGAAUGUUUAUUAUGAAUGACUUAAUAUCAACUUUUUGAUCCUGGUGUCCACUUUUGAAAUGACCCAUUCUACAGGAGAAACAUGAAUCCAUAAAUUUCGUACUUUACAAUUCAAGAUAAAAUCUUUGUUAUAUUCUUUAUUAUGAUGUUACUCCUGCAUCUUUCAGUGACUUCUGACCUUCUGUCGCUUUCUGGUAUCACUUUAGUUCCAGCUGUAAAAUUUGCAGAUCCAUGUUUAAAGUAGGAUUUUUGCAUUGCCCUAUUUCUUGGCAGAUAACUUGCCUUCUUUGGUUUGGUGUUUUGGUUUUGUUUUCUUAUGCUUUUUCUAGUUAUGCCACUGUCUUUACUACAAAAGUAGCAUGUAAUCAGUUGGGUUAAACAGGUUUUCUACCUCUUUUGGAAUCUUUUUCCUCUUCAAGCUCAACCCUUCAUUCUGGCGUUUCAGUAUGAAAGAGCUGUAACUGAGUCUAGGAGAAAGGAGGAGGGGAUUUAGGUGCCAUAAAGUCAGUGCCACACAUGUAAGGUGCAUUCCUGCAGUCUGAAAUGACCCCUGUGCAAGUAGUUCUUUUAAGAAUGAAUAUUUAUGUCUGUGUGGAUUUUUUUCUGAAAUGUUUUUUAUGAGUGUCUGUCAGAACGUUGCAGCUUUUUCAGGAAUGGCCUUUAUUCGUGCACCUUACAAAUUUUUACCAUGCUGUUUCUGAUCUUGAGAAAAAUUGAGGAGCAAAAUAUGUGAGAUAGCAUAUGCUGUUGGUUGGAAGACAUUUGCUUUGAUACCCAGGAUGAAUGUGUAACAGGGUGACCAAACCUGACUUUCAACUUCAUUGCAACAAUUGAGAUAUGUUUCAUUUUCCUAAAUGGUGCUUGAAAUACAAAUUCUGUUUACAUAUAAAUUAUAUGGAAAUAUGUUGUAGAUAAGAGUAUGUAAGCUGUAGUCCACUUAAUGCGUUAACAGCACAGGCAUUCUAAGAAUCUUUUGAAGAUAACCCCAAAUUACUUUAUCAAAAAAUUCUAAAGUUAUAUCAUUGCACAAUAGUAACAUUUACUUAAAAUUAGUAUGAAAUGAAUGGUAGCUAGAUGGAAAUAUACAUUCAGCAUCAAGUAGUACUGUACGUGAAAGGGCUCUCACCUCUCAGUAAAGAUUUGUUUACAGCAAUGUUUUCUUGAUAGCUUAUUAUAUUAUACAUAAUUGGGCUAAAUUCUGUUCUCCUUACCUGUGUGUUGAAUUUCCAUCAAUGUCGCCAGAAACACUGGUCUGUGUGAGACAACAUGGAUUUUGACAUAAGACAUGACUUUUUAAUAACUGAUUUUAAAUUUUGUCUUUUUAAAAUAAUCUGUCCUGCACAUUAUAAUUAAUAUCUGUAAUGUCUCAAAUUAAUACAGCUAUACAAUGGCUUUAAAAGUCCAUGUGUGCAUAUGCCAUUUUGAAAUGCUGUAUUUUUCAGGAUGCAAAUUUCUGCUUUCAGUUUAAAUGAAACUGAGAACAGGAAAGGAAUCUCUAAAGCACUGAAUUAUUUCUUUGCUCAUCUGUACAUUAUCCACAGCUUUAAUUUCCCUUCUUUUGUUGUGCCAUAAACUACUUCUGAAAUCAGACUCUCAUUUUUAUACAUAGUUAUAAGCUGGCAAUUUGAUACCAGUACUUGGAACUUGGACCUUUUAUCCUCUAUUAUGAGAAUAUAAUAAAUAUGUAUUAUUUCUAGAGCUAUAUAGUGUAGCAGCCCUGUAUUAAAAAGAAAUCUAAGCCCCUUGAAUUGCAUUAACUGUAACCCAUGACAAUUAUGUGCUUUUGUAAUCACUAAAACAUGGAGGUUUGCAUUUGAACUUUCAUGUCAUUUUACUUCAUCACCCAAGUGUUUUAAUAUGUAGGGAAUAUUAAGUAACAGUGCCUGAAAAGCACAACUGCGUCAGUCAUUACAGGGCUAACCACAUUACUUUCUGUGUAGCAACAUUGUUGCACUAGAAAUACCAGUUUGAUUUUCAGAGGAAUGUCAAGUUUAAUGAAGCAGGAGUAUCUGCCUAGUCAAGCAGUUAAGAGAUAGCAAUUUAAGCUAUGUAUGUUAAUUGCACCAAAGGAAAGGACUAAUAGUAAUUGCUGACAGUGCAUAUUUUAUAACCCAGACCUAAAGUUCAAAAUGUGUGGACCUGCCAAGAACCUGUCAAUAAAAAGCUGAUCUCA